Messenger RNA from Andrographis paniculata, 714 nucleotides. RefSeq lists its product as uncharacterized. The transcript has a single exon. Gene Ontology annotation, molecular function: catalytic activity. Bases 1 to 714 code for a protein of 237 amino acids. Lineage: Eukaryota; Viridiplantae; Streptophyta; Magnoliopsida; Lamiales; Acanthaceae. The record is from RefSeq and is a predicted model, not a curated record.
AUGACUGAUUUUUCGUUCUUAGUAUGGAACGUUCGGGGUGCUGGGAACCCCCGAGCCCAUCGGGAGAUUCAUUACUUAUGUCGGGAGCAUUGGGUGCGUAUUCUGAUACUAUUGGAGCCUAUGGUCAUCGCAGCACUGGAGUAUUUCUGUCGGCAUUUGGGAUUCGCUCAGAUGAUUGGGAAUGAGGCAACCACGAUUUGGUUGUUUGUCGAUAGUUCUUUCCAGAUUCAGCUGCUUGCGAGUGCCGAUCAGUGGAUUAAUGUGCAGAUAUCGUCACCGCAGAUUCGUCGCCCCUUUUUGCUGACGGGGGUCUAUGGGAGAUGUAGUGUCGUCGGAUGUCGGGAGAUAUGGAGAUUCUUGGAGGAGACUGCGGCCCCAGCAGUUGGGGCCCCUUGGAUAGUCGGUGGCGACUUCAACGCCAUUGCGGAUAUAUUUGAGAGGGAAGGGCCGGGACGGCCGCGGCUGCGAUCGAUUCAGGAUUUCUCGGGUGCUCUUUUUGACGCUGGAUUGAUAGAUGCCGGUUAUGAGGAUCCUCAGUAUACUUGGACGAACCGGCGAGUGUGGAAGCGCUUGGAUCGGAUACUUUAUAGCCGUUCGUGGGAGGAGUUUGCGGAGUCCACGCGGGUUCAGCACCUCCCGCGGAUGUGCUCGGAUCAUGCGCCCCUUCUAGUUCGGGUCUCACAUGAGCGCCAUCGGGUUUCAUCAGCUUUUUGA